AUGGAUAACUUUGAGGAGUUUGAGACUUCAGUGGAGGAAGUAAUUGCAGAUUAUAUGCUUCUUGAUAACAGUAACAUUGCUUUGUCUUCAGAUUCCCCCAAAGAAUCCUUAUCAUUUGAGGAUGUGACUUUGGACUUCACCCAGGAGGAGUGGCAGCACCUGGACACUGCUCAGAGGACACUGUACAGGGAUGUGAUGCUGGAGAACUAUAGUCACCUCGUCUCAGUGGGGUAUUGUAUCCCUAAACCAGAACUGAUCUUCAGGUUGGAACAAGGAGAGCAACCAUGGGUAUUAGAGGAAGAGUCCCCAGGCCAGAGCUACCCAGAAGUCUGCAAAGUUGAUAACCAGCUAGAGAAGAGUCAGGAAAUCCAGGACAGACAUUUCAGGCAAGCUCCAUUUAUCAACAACAAAACACUGACUAUAGAGAGAGGUAAUGUAUUAGGAAAAAUGUUUAAUUUCAGCACAUACCCAGUUUCUUCUGUUAAAAUACUUUGUAAAUGUGACACAAGUGGUAUGAGUUUGAAAUAUAUUUCAGAAUUAAUUAUUGAGAAAAACUAUUUAAGAAAGAAGUCUGAUGAUCUCAGCACAUAUGGAAAAUUAUUCCUUCGUAUUAACCAUGAAAAAACUCAUGUGGGAGAGAUACCUUAUGAAUUCAUUCAAAAUGGAAAGUACCUCAGUCAUAAUGAAGACUUCAUGCCAUAUGAGAAAAUUAAAAAUGUAGAGCAGUCUUUUGACUACAAAGAAUGUGGGAAAGAUUUCUGUGAGAAGACACUUUUCAUCACAUAUAAACAAGCUCACAAGGGACAGAGUCCUUGUGAACACAGGGAAUGUGAUAAAACAUUCUGUAAUUAUUCAACCCCCCCAAAAAGAGAAAGUCUUUAUGAGUUUAAUGAAUAUGGUAAAACCUCUGAGAAAUUAUCUCUCUUGAAACAUAGAGUUCAUUUGAAGAGAACAUUUGAAUGUAACAGCCUGAGGGAACCUUUCUGGGAGAAGUCAGUUCUUAAUGUAACUCAGAGAACAGGCAUAAGAGACAAUGUCUAUGAAUGUAAUGAAUGUGGAAAAGCAUUCUGUGAAAAAUCAAAACUCACCAAACAUCAGAGACUACAUACAGGAGAGAAACCCUAUGAAUGUAACAAAUGUGGGAAAUGCUUCUCUAGGAAGUCACUUCUCACUUUACAUCAGAGAAUCCACACUGGAGAGAAGCCCUAUAAAUGUAAUGAAUGUGGGAAAUCCUUCUCUAGGAAUUCACACCUCAUAAUUCAUCAAAGAACUCACACAGGAGAGAAACCCUAUGAAUGUAAGGAAUGUAGAAAAAGCUUCUACCAUAAGUCAUAUCUCACAGUACACCAGAGAAUUCACACAGGGGAGAAACCCUAUGAAUGUAAUCAAUGUGGGAAAACCUUCAUAAGCAACUCAGUUCUCACAGUACAUCAGAAAACACACACAGGUGAGAAACCCUAUGAGUGUAGUCAAUGUGGGAAAUUUUUCUCCAGGAAUUCAUACCUUACAGUACAUCAGAGAACUCACUCAGGUGAGAAACCAUAUGGAUGUAAGAUAUGUGGGAAAACCUUCUGUCAUAAGUCAGAUGUCACUAAACACCAGAAAACUCACAUAGGGAGGAAACCCUACAAAUGUAAUGAGUGCGAGAAAACCUUCAGUCGCAAUUCAGGCCUAAAAGUACACCAGAGAACACACACAAAGGAGAAACCCUAUGAAUGUAAUGAGUGUGGGAAAUCCUUCUCUGAGAAAUCAGUCCUCACAGUACAUCAGAGAAUACACACAGGGGAAAAACCUUAUAAGUGUAAUGAAUGUGGAAAAACCUUUUACAAUAAGUCAGAUCUCACUAAACACCAGAGAACUCACACAGGUGAGAAACCCUAUAAAUGUAAGGAAUGUGGGAAAUUCUUCUCUAGAAAUUCAUACCUUACAGUACACCAGAGAGCUCACACAGGGGAAAAACCCUAUGUGUGUAAAAAAUGUGAGAAAACCUUCUACUAUAAGUCAGACUAUACAGUACAUAAGAGAACACACAGAGGGGAGAAGUCUUCUCACUGUGAUCAGUGUGGGAAAACCUUCACUUUUAAUUCAGUCCUCAGAUCACAUCAGAGAACUCACACAGGGGAGAAGCCCUAUGAAUGUAAGGAGUGUGGGAAAUCUUUCUCUGAGAAAUCAGUCCUCACUGUACAUCAGAGGAUACACACAGGGGAAAAACCUUAUAAGUGUAAUGAAUGCGGGAAGCCCUUCUCUCAUAAGUCAGAUCUCACUAAACAUCAGAGGACACACACAGGGGAGAAACCCUAUGAAUGCAGUCACUGUGGGAAAACCUUUAGUUGCAACUCAGGUCUCAGAGUACAUCAGAGAAGACACAUAAGGUAGAAACCCUAUGAAUGUAUUGAGUGUGGGAAAACCUUUAAGAAAUCAGUUCUCACAGUACAUUCAAAAUUACAUACAGGGGAAAAAAAUGAGUAUCCGAGUCGUACCCAGAUUAACCUGCCCAUUUACCGGCGGGCGCUGGCCUUAAGCCCGGGCCCCUCAGGCUUUACAACCCACGUCUCCAGCAGCCUGCGCCGCCCACGCGCCAGCGCCGACGUGACGGGUUUGGCAUCCACGUCACAAACGGAGGUUCUCGCGCACGUACGUCCCGCUAUAAGCCCGGCGCCCCAGGCCUCCUCCAGCUGCCCCUUUCACGCAGGUCGAGAAACAAGGCUUCUGGGGAGGAACCGCACUGCGGACAGCCAGCCUCCCCGCCAGGCCCCCUGCCUGGCCUCCUCCCCAGUCCUCCUCGGAGGCCAGUCCGGCGCUCAGAGGGGGGAGCGGCGGCUGCCAGGGUCUCCGACUCGGCGCGGCCGCGGAGACCGGCUUCCCCCCGCCCUCGGCCUAGCGCCCGCACCGAAGCCUCCGACACACCUGCAGGGGCUCGGCCUCAGCUCCCGGCCCGCGAAGGUUCCAGGCCCCGCCCUCUGCGGCGCCGAGCGGACUGGAGGCGCCUGCGUCCUCUCCCCGCCUGGGAGCGAGACGGAGAAUGAGAAGACGUUUAAAUAUAAUAAUGGUGGGAAAGCCUUAGAGAAAAAGACCGUGAUAAUCCCACAUAGGCAAAUUCAUACAGGAGAGAAACUCUGUGAAUAUAACGGACAUGAGGAAACUUUCUGUGAGAAGUCCUCUCUUUUGAGAUGUCAUGGAAUCUACAGAGGAGAGAGGCUAUUCAAAUGUAAUGAAUGUUGGAAAACAUUCAAUCACAAGUCAAACCUCACAGUGCAUCAGAGAACACAAACAGGGGAGAAGCCCUAUGAAUGUACUAAAUGUGGGAAGUCCUUCCAACAGAAGUCAAUGCACAUGGUCCAUCAGAGAGUUCACACAGGAGAGAAACCUUAUGAAUGUAAUUUAUGUGGGAAGACCUUCAGUCACAAAUCAGCCCUCACAGACCAUCAGAGAACACACACAGGAGAGAAACCCUACAAAUGCAGUGAAUGUGGGAAGUCCUUUUACCGAAAGUCAUCCCUCACUCAACAUGGGAGGACUCACACAGGGGAAAAACCCUAUGAAUGUAAUGAAUGUGGGAAAACUUUCUGCCAGAAGUCAGCUCUCAUUCAACAUCAGAGAACUCACACAGGAGAGAAACCCUUUCAGUGUAAUGAAUGUGGUAAAACUUUCCAUCAGAAGUCAGCCAUUGAUAUACAUCAGAGAACUCACUCAGGAGAGAAACCCUUCCAGUGCAAUGAAUGUGGGAAAUCUUUUCAUAUGAAGUCAACUCUUACUAAACAUCAGAGAACUCACACAGGGGAAAAACCCUAUGAAUGUAAUGCAUGUGGGAAGAAUUUCCGUCAGAAAUCUACCCUCACUAAUCAUUCAAGAACUCACUCGGGGGAGAAAACUUAUAAAUGUGGAGAAUGUGGGAAAACUUUCUGCCAGAAAUCAACCCUUACUAAUCAUCAGGGAAUUCACAUAGGGCAGAAGCCCCAUGUGGCACAAACUGGCUAUGUUUUUCCCAAUACUCAUUUCAUUUUUUGUAAAGGGGAAGGUCGCAAGGCACAGCUUUCACCCUUCGAGGUCCAGGCCUGGCUGAGAGAAGGGGGUCCCUGCGCGGGGGGCGGGGGGCGGGUUACCCUGCCCCAGAGCGUUCGUCCAGCACCCAGUCUGCGUCCUCCCACCAGUGCCCAGGCCCGGCUGAAGAGGCAGAUCUCAGAUGGUGGCUCCCUCAGGGCCGGGUCCCCAGACCCUGCCCAGCCGUCAUCGCUGAGGGAGCCAGGCACCCAGCACUCAGCUGGCCCUCAGGCUCCUCAGGCUGCCCAAAUGGGGGAAAACGUGUGCACAGGGGACAGGAAUGAGACCUGCAUGCUGUGGAGCGUCCAGGCAGGCAGCCUGGAGAAGCUGGUGGGAAACCUGGUGCCUGCCUUCCUUGGCGGGGCCCCCUCUGACCUCCCCACAUUCCUGGGCACCUACAGGGCCUUCCUUACCAUCCAGCAGAUGCUGGAGCUUCUCUUCACAAAAUAUGGAUGCACGCUCCCUUACUCUGAUGAGUACGGUGGACCCCUGCACCAGCUGAAAAUGUGA
Molecule: messenger RNA, 4551 nt
Organism: Lipotes vexillifer (Yangtze River dolphin)
Lineage: Eukaryota; Metazoa; Chordata; Mammalia; Artiodactyla; Lipotidae
Product: zinc finger protein 33B-like
Exons: 12
Biological process (GO): regulation of DNA-templated transcription
Molecular function (GO): DNA-binding transcription factor activity, RNA polymerase II-specific; RNA polymerase II cis-regulatory region sequence-specific DNA binding
Source: RefSeq, a predicted model, not a curated record